GCUCAAAAUGCCCAACAGCUCCAUGAGAGGAUCCAGUCUUCUAGUAUGGAUGCAAAGUUAGAAGCACUGAAAGACUUGGCCAACUACUCACGGGAUGUGACGUUUGCCCAGGAAUUCAUAAACCUGGAUGGCAUUUCCCUGCUAACACAAAUGGUUGAAAGCGGCACAGAACGAUAUCAGAAAUUGCAGAAGAUAAUGAAGCCCUGCUUUGGAGAUAUGUUGUCCUUUACACUGACUGCAUUUGUUGAGCUGAUGGAUCAUGGGAUUGUAUCGUGGGAUACAUUCUCUGUGGCGUUCAUUAAGAAGAUAGCAAGCUACGUGAACAAAUUUGCCUCGGACAUCUCUAUCUUGCAACGGUCACUAGCAAUCCUGGAAUCCAUGGUGCUCAACAGCCACGACUUGUAUCAGAAGGUGGCACAGGAGAUCACAAUUGGGCAGCUAAUCCCACAUCUGCAGGGGACAGACCAGGAAAUCCAGACGUACACCAUUGCAGUAAUAAAUGCGCUCUUCCUUAAAGCACCGGAUGACAAGAGGCAGGAAAUGGCAAACAUUUUGGCACAAAAGCAGCUUCGCUCCAUCAUCUUAACG
Messenger RNA from Nestor notabilis (Kea), 588 nucleotides. RefSeq names its product engulfment and cell motility protein 1-like. The annotation marks the transcript as partial. The transcript is spliced from 6 exons. The record is from RefSeq and is a predicted model, not a curated record. Lineage: Eukaryota; Metazoa; Chordata; Aves; Psittaciformes; Psittacidae.